Molecule: messenger RNA, 4100 nt
Organism: Ictalurus punctatus (channel catfish)
Lineage: Eukaryota; Metazoa; Chordata; Actinopteri; Siluriformes; Ictaluridae
Product: PAS domain-containing serine/threonine-protein kinase
Exons: 18
Coding region: 2160-3977 (605 amino acids)
Biological process (GO): regulation of mitotic cell cycle; negative regulation of apoptotic process; protein autophosphorylation
Cellular component (GO): cytoplasm
Molecular function (GO): ATP binding; protein serine/threonine kinase activity
Source: RefSeq, a predicted model, not a curated record
GGCUUUCUUUCUCCGCUAUUGUAUGGUUGGCAUGACGACAGACGCUGCACAUAUAAAUAAAUAUUUGAAUCAGAUUGCAGUGUUUAGGGUAUACAUGAACAGAUCUGCAAUUGGAUUUAAUUCAUUCAGAUUGACGAAAAUGGGUGCAUGUAAACAUAGCUGGUGUUGAAGGCCAAAGUCAAGCAUAAUGUGCCUGUUUCUCUGGCAUGGAAGUGGAUGUGACGUGAAAACCAUGUGGAUCAAUGUAAAUUUCUCAUUUACCAACUGAGAGAUGUACUGGUGACCUCUCCUCACUUAACCUACAGUACACAUACCUGUUCUACGUGGUGACCUACAGGCCAGAAACAGGAUCUUCAAUCAGCCAGAACUCCAUGUAGUUAUUUACAGAAAGAAUCUGAGACGAUCUGGGGUAUUUACACUGACCUUUGAAGUGUCUCAGAAAACUUUUACACAACUUCAGCUUGAACCAAAACAAACUGUCUGAAAGAGAUACUGCAGAUUCUUACAGUCACUGUAAAGUCUUUAACUCUUAUGCGGGGAUGUACAGGGUUUAUAUUGUAUGUGUGCUGAUUUCAUUCCUUCCUUUUACAUUGGAAGCAGUAAAAGGCACUGAAUAUAAUUCUAAGGGGGAAUGCUGAGGUAAAAGUAUUGGUGUAUUUUGAAGGUUUGAAAAGAGAAAGAAGAAGAAAUGUGCACAAAUAUCACAUUUAUGGGGUUAAGUAUUUCUUAAUUUAACCUUUAAUAUUUUACAAAUGCUCACGUUUCUGUUUUACUGUUUCUGCUUUUCUUUAUUUUAAGUACAAACUGAACCAAGGCUCAGAGUUUUGAUGAACAGGAUGUGAACUAUUUGGAUUGUGAAAACAUUUUUACUGUUGAUUAUUCCUCAUAAUGAAAUAGAUUGAGUAGUUUCACUCCUGCAGUGGUAACAGUCUGACAUGGUGGAUGCUAGUCAGGAGAGAGGGGGGCACAAACUAUUGGAGCAUAUCAAGAAAACAGUAGAAGCCAUGACACAGUCCAUUAAAAUGGUGGAAAGGUUUAAUGAUGAUCUAAAACUCCAGAGCACCAUCGUUUUCGUCCAGCGUUCAUCUGCUUGUGUUCUUUCUUUGAGAUGUGAGUGUCUACUGUCUACUGUGUUUGCUGUUUAUUUUAUUCGACCUGUUUCUGUUUCUAUUAUUCCUGAACUAGAUCAUGAAAUAUUACAAAAAUGACAACCUGGUCUGGAUUUGUUUUGGUUCCAGAGAGAUUUCCCUUGAACUGAGAACCAUAAGGGCUUUCAGUACUGGACUAUCUCUUACUUUUUAGACGGAUAGUACUGUUGGUCCGUGACCUAGUGAACCAGUACCAGGACGUAUUGAUUGAUGGAGACUUCAAAGCACGUCUCAGGUGGUGUCGCUACUGUAUCUCACAGCUCCAGGGUUCCUGAUGUGAUCCCGAGCUCGGGUUACUGUCUGUGUGGAGUUCCAUAUGUUCUCCCGUGCCCGUGUGGAUAGACUACUGAUCCACCAGGAUAAAGUGCUUUUUGAAGAUUCAAGAGAGAGAAAAGGCGCGGCUGGUGAAGGAACGACGGUUUAUAGCUGCUGUAAUAACAGACCAAAAACAGCAUCUCCAGCUCCAUCUGUCAAAUCUGACCAGUCAAUGGAUCCACCUCAUAACUUCUAAACAUUUCAAAUCCCCUGAGUAUUAAACACAGAGAGUCAUACACCAGUCUACUGAUGAUGGAGCACUUGAGGUGUGGAGUGUGUAAAGAUAUGCUAAAGGAGCCUGUGUCUAUCCCUUGUGGACACGGUUUCUGUGAAACCUGCCUCCUGUCCUGCUGGACCAAACCAGCCCAUGAAGGAAGCGUCUCCUUCCCUCAGUGUAGGAAGAGAUUUAAAACUCAUCCUGCAUCGUAUCCAAACGUGGUCCACAUGCUGAAGCAGGAUCUUCUCAGUCCUGUUCUUCCUGCUCAAAGUGUCGUUGGACCUGGAGAUGUGACCAGUGAUAUUUGUAAUGGUGAGAAGAUCAGAGCGGUGAACAGAUCUAUCUGUGAAACACACCUGAGACAGCCGUACACACCUGAAGUGUCUGGAGCAAAGCUGGAGCCGAGACUGUAUCAGCUGCAACACCAAGUCCUGUACCAGUGUGAAUCUUCUGUGAAGAUUUUCAGAACGUGAUUGAAAAUGACUGUUAUUACAAAGCCUACCUGCGAACAACGUGCACCAAGUCUGGACAGUGAAGAUGACUUUGAAGAGGUCCCUAAGUUUCCUGGUCCUCUUAUGAGUGACCUGCAGAAGGAGGACCUGAUUCGGUUUAUCCGGUGGAAAGCACAGGAGUGUUCUGCAGAGCUUUAUAAACGUGACCACGCGGAGGCCUAUUUCUUAUGGAAGAUAAUGGAAUUGAUCUUCUGUCGAAACGGAAAAGAGAUGAUGUGUGAAGUUGCUGCAGUGAUCUUCAAGGCCUACAGCAGGCUCAGGAAUAACUUUCCACGAUUUGGGUGCCCAGAUGGUGAGAGAUGGAAGGAAUGGUGUCUUCCUCUGGCAGACCUUUUGUGCUCCUCUGCACCAGAUGAUGAGAUCAGAGAGGCUCUGAUUAAGAUGGGAGAUGAUCUUGCCUCCAGAAGAUGGACCUACGCAGCACAUAUCUGCUACGUUGUGGCAAAAGUGGAGCUGGGAUCAUGUAGUCACUUUGAACUGAUCGGUUGUGACAGAGUGCCAUUUGGGUUGUCAGUCCUUCCUGAAACCUUUGUGAUAACGGAGACGUACGAAUACUUGCUGUCGCUGAGCUCAGGGCUGUCCCAGCCAAGCUUCCAGAUCUUUAAGUUGAGCCAUGUCAGCAGGGUGGUCUAUUUUGAGCUGAGUCUCUUAAGUGCCGCCCCUAAAUACUGUGAGACCAUCGCUAGGGCAGCCUUCACUUUCCCCGACAGAAUCAAAAGGAGCUUCAUUGAACGGCUUAUUUUGCUAUCUUGCAAUGUGCUAAAAGACCAGGCAGAAGAACCUGAGUGGCUGCUAGAGCUCCGGCGGCUGCACAGAACUAAAUUAGCAAAUGCUAAUGGCGACCCAGUGCAGCACAUGGCAUCUACCAGCCAUGACAUGGAUUCUGAGAUUCAGGACUCAGAAUGUUCCCCGAGGACAGACGAGAUCCCCGCUCUCCAGUCCCCUGAUCUGGAGCAGCACGCUGUCCCACGGGCUGUGCUUUAUUCGCGGUACACCUUGGGAAAGGUGCUGGGGAUGGGAGGCUACGGAUCUGUCUUCGAAGGACACCGGAUUGAAGAUGGGAAAGAGGUUGCUGUUAAAUUUGUAGACAAGGACGACGACGACGACAUCAUAACAAUUCCUGGAGAGACGCAGGAGCUGCCUGUAGAGGUGGCACUGAUGAAGAUGGUGUCCAGGCCACCUCGCUGUAGCAAUGUGCUGGAGCUGCUGGAGUGGUUUGAAAUAGACAAUCAGUACGUCAUGGUCCUGGAAUGGCCCAGCCCCUGUAUGGACCUGUAUGAUUUCACUGAUCUUCAUGGCGGCCGCCUGUCUGAAGCACAGGCUCGAGACGUCAUGCUGCAGGUGAUUCGGGCGGCUCGUCACUGCUGUGACCGUGGAGUGUUACACUGUGACAUCAAGUUAGAGAACCUCCUCAUCAACACCGAUACCUUGGACGUCAAACUGAUCGAUUUUGGCUGUGGGAGACUGCUGAAGGACAGCCCCUACUACUCAUUUGUAGGCACUAAGGCAUUUGAACCUCCUGAGUGUCAGAUGAAUUUAAAGUACGUGGGCAUUCCUGUUACCAUCUGGGGUCUGGGCAUACUCCUGUUCUGCUUGAUCUGUGGAAGCUACCCCUUUGAAUCAGGUGAAGACUUUCAGCAUGUACACCUGGAAUUACGUCCUGACAUGUCUCGAGAGUGCUUUGAGCUGAUAAUGUGGUGCCUGGAGAUCAACCCUGAAACGCGGCCGACUUUCGCCGACUUGGUCAGGCACGAGUGGUUCACGGAGGCGGUUCAGGCGGUGUGAAUUGUGCUGGAUCCAUAUCGAGUUCUGUAAAAGAGAUUGAUGUGCUUAUGUAAUUUUACCGAGAACAGGUAAUUACGUGAAAGGGGAAAAAAAAUGUAGAAUAAAAAGAUGCUUCUAUUUUAA